Oenanthe melanoleuca is the source of this 2029-nucleotide messenger RNA. It is a transcript of the gene PSMD3, whose product is annotated as proteasome 26S subunit, non-ATPase 3. Bases 99 to 1655 code for a protein of 518 amino acids. The transcript has 12 exons. Gene Ontology annotation, biological process: ubiquitin-dependent protein catabolic process; regulation of protein catabolic process. The record is from RefSeq and is a predicted model, not a curated record. NCBI's taxonomy places the organism in Eukaryota, Metazoa, Chordata, Aves, Passeriformes, Muscicapidae. Gene Ontology annotation, molecular function: enzyme regulator activity; protein binding. Gene Ontology annotation, cellular component: proteasome regulatory particle, lid subcomplex; proteasome complex.
AUGGCGGAAACGGCCGAGCGAAAGGCGGAAGGAAACGAUCGUCUGUCGCUCGGCACUCGGCUGGUCGCGCCUGGCGGCCCGUUGUGCAGUGUCACGCCAUGAAGCAGGACGGCGCGUCCCGCCGCCGCGGCGACAAGGCCAAGGCACCCCCGGAGGGACCCCCGCCCGCCCCCCCGGACGUCGAGAUGCACGAGGAGGCGGCGCCGGUGGCCCCCGAGGCGGCCGGAGAGCGGCAGCCGCAGCGGGAGCUGGACGCGAUCACGCUGGAGGACAUCAAGGAGCACGUGAAGCAGCUGGAGAAGGCGGUGUCGGGGAAGGAGCCGCGCUACGUGCUGCGGGCGCUGCGGGCUCUGCCCUCCACCUCCCGCCGCCUCAACCCCAACGUGCUGCACAAGGCCAUCCACGGCUUCUUCACCUCCAACUGCACUGUCAGGGACUUCCUGCUCGGAUUCCUGGAGGAGUCCAUGGACACAGAAGCUGAGCUGCAGUUCCGCCCACGGACAGGGAAAGCAGCCUCAGCCCCUCUCCUGCCAGAGGUGGAGGCCUACCUGCAGCUGCUGCUCGUUAUCUACCUGAUGAACAGCAAGAGGUACCCUGAGGCUCAGAAAGUGUCCGAUGACCUGAUGCAGAAGAUCAGCUCCCAGAACCGCCGGGCCCUGGACCUGGUGGUGGCCAAGUGUUACUAUUACCACUCCCGCAUCUACGAAUUCCUGAACAAACUCGAUGUGGUCCGGAGCUUCCUGCACGCCCGGCUCCGCACGGCCACGCUGCGCCACGACGCCGACGGCCAGGCCACGCUCCUGAACCUGCUCCUGAGGAAUUACCUCCACUACAACCUCUACGACCAGGCUGAAAAGCUCGUCUCCAAGUCCGUGUUCCCCGAGCAGGCCAACAACAACGAGUGGGCUCGCUACCUGUACUACACAGGGCGGAUCAAGGCCAUCCAGCUGGAGUACUCGGAGGCGCGGCGCACCAUGACCAACGCCCUGCGCAAGGCCCCGCAGCACACAGCCGUGGGCUUCAAGCAGACGGUGCACAAGCUGCUCAUCGUGGUGGAGCUGCUCCUCGGGGAGAUCCCGGACAGGCUCCAGUUCCGGCAGCCCUCGCUCAAGCGCUCGCUCAUGCCCUACUUCCUGCUGACCCAGGCCGUCAGGACGGGGAACCUGGCCAAGUUCAACCAAGUCCUUGACCAGUUUGGGGACAAGUUCCAGGCCGAUGGCACCUACACUUUGAUCAUUCGGCUGAGGCACAACGUCAUCAAGACAGGUGUCCGCAUGAUCAGCCUCUCCUACUCCCGCAUCUCCCUGGCCGACAUUGCCCAGAAGCUGCAGCUGGACAGCCCCGAGGACGCCGAGUUCAUCGUUGCCAAGGCCAUCCGGGACGGCGUCAUCGAGGCCAGCAUCAACCACGAGAAGGGCUACGUGCAGUCCAAGGAGAUGAUUGACAUCUACUCCACACGGGAGCCCCAGCUGGCCUUCCACCAGCGCAUCUCCUUCUGCCUCGACAUCCACAACAUGUCUGUGAAGGCCAUGAGGUUCCCCCCCAAAUCUUACAAUAAGGACUUGGAAUCUGCAGAGGAGCGCCGGGAGCGUGAGCAGCAGGACCUGGAGUUUGCCAAGGAGAUGGCAGAGGACGAUGACGAUGGCUUUCCGUGACCCUGGGCCCUGGCUGUACUUUUUUAUUUGUCCCUUGGACAGAUGGUGGCUGUGCAGGGCCCUCCGUCCCCCCCCAGACCCCCUUUUAUAAAUCCCUGCAUGUCUGUACUGUGGGAGGGGACAUGGGGGGUUCCCUGGGCCCACACCCCCUGACCACCUGCACUCGUGGUGGGACCCCCCUCCCCAAUAAACAUCCUUAAAAGGAUCCCUGUGGUGACAUCAGAGCCUGUGCCAGGGGCCUGCGAGGGGAGUGGGGCUGGAGGGAGCAGGAGUGGGGUCUCCACUGGUGCCCCCCCAGCUCCCAUGACAACAACGGGGUCAAACUUUGUUAAACUUCAAUUAUGACUUUUAAAAUAAAAGAUGGAAAAACACCA